This is a messenger RNA of Trichoderma citrinoviride, 913 nucleotides long. RefSeq lists its product as hypothetical. The record is from RefSeq and is a predicted model, not a curated record. The transcript has 7 exons. The coding region runs from base 194 to 712 and encodes 172 amino acids. NCBI's taxonomy places the organism in Eukaryota, Fungi, Ascomycota, Sordariomycetes, Hypocreales, Hypocreaceae.
CUGGUCCCCUUCCCGCUCCUUCCUGCCCUUUAUCAGGCCACUGCUUCCCCUCUCUCCAAUCCUCCUCUUCUCCUCUUUUCUCCUCUUCCUUUCACCUCACAACCCAUUGACUCUUCCUUCAAUCUUCCAUCUACAACUUCAUCAACUGCUUUUGGAUCCGUAUUGAUCCCAACACCACCAACCAGCCACCGCCAUGUCUGAACCUCUCACCAAGGUCGAUUCCGCCGUUCAAGGCCUGUCAUCAUCGCCGCCCAAAGAGAAGGGCCAUAGGAGAACAAGCUCUAGUGCGGCUGGUGUCAUGACCAUUGCGGAAAUCAACGAAAGCAAUGCGCCCCUGGAGCUGGCUGUGGAGACGCAGCAGACUGCCUGGAAAAUAAAUCAGCGGCCAAAGGACCUGGACAAUGAUCAGCUGCUACAGAUUCCUCUGACGAAGCCUCCGCUCAAGAGCAUAACGCUCAAGUUCCCCCAUGGCAAAGAGGUCGUGGCUCGCAACAUGAAGGGCCUGACAAUAGGCGACGCACUGUCGGCCAUUCACAAGGCGAACAAGAACCGAGCGGAUGACGAGCUUGACAACCCAUAUCUCAAGGGCUUCGCAUGGGAACGAGGCGAGAACUACUUUGAAGUACAUCUGCAGAGCCAGCCGGCGACGGGCUCGUCAAGCGGCGGCGGCGGCGGCAAGAAGAAGAAGAAGAACAAGGAUGCGGACGAGUAAUGACGCACCUACCCAUCCCUAAUGUCUGUUCCAAUAGUUCCUUCAACUGUUUUUGUUUGGCUUCGCGGUUCGGUGCGAGUCGGCGCCCGGGAUAUUGCAACUAGAUGUUGUUGGUCGGGGCAUAUUGCGAGUGCUGGAAGCAUCGCCAAUGUACUGAAUUAGUCUCGGAAACGGAGUGCUCUGCGCUCUUAAUGUAUAACU